Messenger RNA from Cyprinus carpio (common carp), 3010 nucleotides. RefSeq lists its product as uncharacterized. The record is from RefSeq and is a predicted model, not a curated record. NCBI's taxonomy places the organism in Eukaryota, Metazoa, Chordata, Actinopteri, Cypriniformes, Cyprinidae.
UCACGUAUCUGUGAAGUAUUUUUAGGUUUGGCAGGGUGAUGCAAAAAAACCCAAUCCCUGCUUCCAUAAUCUGACACCAGGAUCGCAAAGUUAAACUCUGGACAGCCUUGCUGUUACCAGGAUGGGCUGAUAAAUCUUGAGCACAAUUAAAAUUUCACCUUUUGGGGAUGACUGGCACAUGCGAGUAGAUGCAGUGAGCAGAGGCAGAAACCGGGAGGCUAUUUACAGAUAACGCUGAGCAAGAGAAAGUUCCCACAGCUGAAAUGACACGAAGAGAGCGACUCGUUCGCCUCUGAUUAAUGCAACCUGCAACAAGAAAUGGAAACGAUGGAAAUAAUGGAUCCAGAGAGCCAGAUGACCGCACUGCUGGACGACACGCUGGCAGAAGAACAGCUGGACGACGCGGUGGAGGAUCUGAGCAACAGUUUGAGAGAGGUGGUCCAGGAUGGUGCGGUCAAGCCGAAGCUCCACUGCCUGAUGAUGGACCCGUCCUUCUCGAUGGUGACCGUCCAGAGCGAGGACAGUGGGAUCGUUUGGGAAAACGCUUCCAGCCGCUGCUCCACACCCUGGGCCUCGGAGCUCAGCGAACCCGGAUACAGCUGCUGCGGCUCCGGAGCGGCCGGCAGGAUCGUCUUCAUUAUGGACGAAGAACUGAUGAGCAGAAGGAAGAGGAAGCCAAAGUCUGAGAAAUCAAAGACGCUCCCUCAGGUCAGCCACGAGAUCCUCGCUGAAGCGGAGAGACCGGCCAUGGUGGAAGUGUCCCUGCCCAAUGUGACACCAGAAGAAGAAGGAACAGAGGAGCACAAAACAGCUCAGAGAGAAGGAAAGCACCAGCGUUUGUUCAGUCUCGUCUCUGAAGGAUCUGAGAUACUAAACAUCAUCGCUCCGCCGAGAGUCUCCACCUUGGAUGAAGAGGAGAGCAAGGGUCUGGAAGAUAACUUGUAUUACCUCGAGGAGACGCCUGCUGUGAAAUCCCCAGAGGUCCUGGAUGAACCUGAGCUGGACAUUUAUACUGAGACUGUAGAGACGGAGAAGAGCGUUCUAGUGAACCCAGAUCCCGGUGUCCAGAUCCAGCUUCCGCCCAUUCAAGUGUCCCGAAGAGGACAGACGACCGAAGACUACUUCGAGAAGUUCACGCUGGUUGACCAUCAAGCUCCAGCAGGAGCAGCACCAGUAGAAGAAGCCCAGCAGGAAACAGAGGACAAGGUCACAGAAGAAGAAGAUAAAGCAGCUGGUCCUGAAGCGGAAACAAGACUUUCUGGAGUCUCCUCAGCUGUGAGUAUGCUAGACAUUUCUGGUGAACACUUGGACGAUGUGUUUUACGGCGGAGGGAGUGAGCCACCUUCUGCUGCGAGUGUUAGUGAAAAGGACAGAGAGUUUUCCAAAUCCUCUCUGAAGGAAAGCGGAAGCGUCUUGUUUGGAAGCGAGGAGUCGGUCCUCACUCCCAUAUACCUUCCCGAAGGUCCUCUGAAAAUCAUCGACCUCAACCUGCUCGAGGAGCCCAAAGCCUUGGCGUUUCUCUACUCGGACCUGUACGCAGACGCCGUCGGAGCCAGGAAGAAGCAGGACGAAGACGUCGAGAGCGUGACCUCUGAGAAAUCCUUCCACAGUCAAGAGUCUGACUCCGAGGACAGAGGCUAUCUGGAGAAGUUUGUGCUCAAGGUUGAGACUCUGGCUGACGCUGUUCCUGAGAAACGCCCCGAGGAACGGCACGACCCUUUCAGACUCGCCGGAUACGUGAUACACCACAGAGAAGAAUCUGUGGAGAAUCAGGCAGAAGAGCAGGAAGAGAUCACGGAUUUCUUUAGGAACAGUGCGUCUUCAUCGCCCUGUGAACCUGUCGACUUCGAGCAGCUGGAGAAAGAGGAAAAGAUCGAAGCUGUCAGGACGCCUCGGGUCACUUUCAAAGAGGAAGCGCCAAAGAAUAAGACAGAACAGGGGAGCGUUUGUCCAUCGCUGGAUGACGAGUUUUUACCGGUUGAAAUAAGUGAGGAUUGUCCGGCGUGGGAGGAAAACUUGCAGACGGUUGUCAGAGCUGCAGUAAAAUCAACACGCACAGAUUUUGGCCUAAGACGAAAACCAAAGUCAGUAAGCGAGAAAAGCUCUCCAGCACCAAUCCAAGCUCAAAAAAACACGGUCAGACCCAUAAUUCCACUUCACAGACCCUUCCUGGAUCUGAGCCCCCUGCUGCGCGUCCAGACCGAGGACGAGACUGAAACACCAGACGCUGAAGAGGAGAGAGAGCACUCAAGCUCUGCAGAGGUCAGUAAUCAGGACUGUGUGAUCUCCGGAGACUCUACAAGAGAGAAUCCCACAAAUCUGCUGCAUGAAGACAGAGCUGAAGCUGCUUUGAGCAAGUCUGAGUGAGGUUUGAGCCUCGCUGAUCCGUUAGCAUCUGCGACCGUCCUUCAACAAAACAGAAAUCUAGCAGAACAUUAUCAGGUGUCUGUCCAGACCAGUGUCGAGGGGAACGCAUUACGAGUAACACCAGUUACGUAAUCAGAUUACUCUUUUAAGUAACUAGUAAAGUAAUGCAUUACUUUUUAAUGUAGAAAGACAGAAUUGACAGAAAUCAGGAGUAAGUGCAGAGCGUUGUGUGUGAACAUGAUCUUACUGUAGUUCUAGACUAAAUAUGAACGUUUACUCAUCUCACCUGCACAAAAACACAUUCAGUGCUCCUCAAAAUCAUUAAAAACUGUCGAAUGCAAACUCAGAAUAUUAUACAAACAGGCAAUAAUUACAUGUUAAAUAAGACUAAUAUCAUUUAUGUAUUUUAUCCCAUUUUAUGAACCAGUGUUUUUGCUACUGACCUUCUAUGAUCUAAUUCAAUCAUACUAAUAACCAAAAAUGACACAUUUGUGUUUGUGUUAUUGCUAAAUUUCUUCUCCUGUCAUAUUCUUCAUGUGAUUAGUUUGAGCGGCGCCCUCUACUGUACAGACCUGAAUUUACACUUCCUUCAGCCUGAGCCACAUUCACUUCACUUUUGUUGUGAAAGAGUAUUUACAUUUGU